Anolis sagrei ordinatus is the source of this 1711-nucleotide messenger RNA. It is a transcript of the gene FOXQ1, whose product is annotated as forkhead box Q1. Gene Ontology annotation, molecular function: RNA polymerase II cis-regulatory region sequence-specific DNA binding; DNA-binding transcription factor activity, RNA polymerase II-specific. Gene Ontology annotation, biological process: anatomical structure morphogenesis; regulation of transcription by RNA polymerase II; cell differentiation. The record is from RefSeq and is a predicted model, not a curated record. NCBI's taxonomy places the organism in Eukaryota, Metazoa, Chordata, Lepidosauria, Squamata, Anolidae.
GUGGCAGUCCUUUCUUAGCGCCAGAGGCCAAGUUCAAGCCAAACAGUUGGGAGCUGUAAGCAGGUGGAACUCUGCCACCUAUAAGCCACUCUCCUCUUUGCACCUGAGAAGAAGAGCAACCUGCUGGGCGAAGGGAAGGGGAGCGGCAAGGAGAGGCCCGUCUUGGGCCUUUUGGAUUGGACGAGCCUCCUGGGAGGGGCGGGGCUUGGAAGAGACAUUUUAACCAACCCAAAGCCAAGGCAGGAGCUCAAAAACAACAACCUGCUGCUCUUGAGGGCUGUUGCUGUCCAAAGCUUGUUUUCCUUCGCGUCCGGCGGGGCAUUCUCAAACAAGCCCUUCGGAAGGGGCGGGAAGGUUGCUCCUCCUCCUUUUUGUAUUAUUAUAACGCGCUGGUUUGGAGGGGAAAGCGCGUGAGGGAGAGAAAGGCAGCAUCCCACUGAGGAGAAGAAACGGGAAAAGAAGUGGCCUCCGAAGUUCCUCAGCCACCUGUUCGCCUCGAGAGAGCCUGAGCGCACCUUCCCUUCAGUGGGGAAAGGGGGCCUGAAUUGGGACUCUGGGGGACCUUAUCCCAUAGGAAAGGGAGAAGAAGCGCCUCCUUUUUCCCGCCUUAUGAGGGGCGACGCUUGAAGCAAGGAGGACUUGAGAGAGACGGCAUGAAGCUGGAGGUCUUCGCGCCUCGCUACGAGGACAAGCUGCAGAGCGACCAGGAGAGCGGCGGGAGCAGUAGCCACGCGGCCUCUCCGUCGGCGGGCGAGAGCGAGCUGGGCUCGGACGGGGACUGCGCGGCUCCCGUCUCGCCCGCCAAGCCGCCGCCUCCCCUUCCUCCUCCUCCCCCUCCUCCUCCGCCGGGGAAGCCCUACACGCGCCGCCCGAAGCCGCCCUUCUCCUACAUCGCGCUGAUCGCCAUGGCCAUCCGGGACUCGGCGGGCGGGCGCCUGACGCUGGCCGAGAUCAACGAGUACCUGAUGGGCCGCUUCCCCUUCUUCCGCGGGGCCUACACGGGCUGGCGCAACUCCGUCCGGCACAACCUCUCGCUCAACGACUGCUUCGUCAAAGUGCUGCGCGACCCGGCCCGGCCCUGGGGCAAGGACAACUACUGGAUGCUCAACCCCAGCUCCGAGUACACCUUCGCCGACGGCGUCUUCCGCAGGAGGAGGAAGCGCAUCAGCCGGCCCGGCCCCGCCACGCCGACGGAAAGCCCGGACAGCCCCAAGCCCACGCCGCCCGCGCCCUCGCCAUCGCCCUCCUCCUCCACCAAAUUCUCCAGCUCCUUCGCCAUCGAGAGCAUCCUCAGCCGCCCUUUUCAGCCCUCCAAAGCGGGAGAGCAAGCCGCCUCUCCGUGGGGCUUCCUCCCACAGCCCGCCACAGCCUAUACCUACUUCCCUGCUUUCCCACUCGCGGCGCCGCCUCCUCUCUACCCUCGGUUCGAAGGGGCCGAAGGAAAGGCCUUGCCAUCCUCCUCCUCCUCUUCGGAAGCGCUACGGACGCUCGGGGCAGCCCAGCUCUACUGCCCCCUCCGGCUGCCCGCGGUAUUGCAGGCGGGGUGCCUCCUAUAGGCCCAAAGAGACUCGCCUCCAGGAAAGGGGGACCUGUUGGAGAAGCCUCCCCGCCUUUCCAAAAAUAGAGGGAGGAGAUCAAAGAAUUUGGGGGACUUAUGUAUGUGUGUCAAAGAACAGGGGGAGCCCAGGCAUGGGCAAACUUCAACCUUCUA